AUGGCUUGUGUAAAGAAGGAAGAGGAGGACGUAAGACAUCGACAUGCAGACGUCCCAAUUAGGAAGAAGAUGAUAAUGAUGAUGAUGAUGGCAUAUUCAAAAACGGAAGAGGAGGAGAAAGAGGAAGAGGAUUCAGGAAUAGAGAGACAUGCACCCGUCCCAAUUGGCAAGCUGCUUGAAGAUUUUCAGUACAGGGAAUCACCCAGUUGCUCCUCUACAAGUAGGAAUGUGGUCAUUGUGAUGGACGCUCUCAAAGGCUUCUCUUUGGAACCACUGAAGUGGGCCUUGGUUCAUGUCAUCAAACCUGGCUUCGUUGUCACUCUCCUUGGUGUAAUGCCCUGGCUCAACUUUUGUCUCUCCUGCAAGACAUGGUUACAUGUUUGGACACUGAACCUGGAUGAUUUGCACGCAUUGAGAGAGAUAAGUGAGUGGAAGAACUAUAGAAAAUAUCAGACAGUUCGAGCAGUACUGGAGCUUUGUGAGAAGUAUAGGGUGAUUCCAAAUAUGAAAGUUGCCAUGGGUGACCCGCUGCGGCUUGUGGCUGUGGAGCAUAUUACAAACCUUCAUGCGGCAUGGGUGGUUUUUGAUAAGCACCAAAGGAAGAACAAAGCUUUCUAUGCGAAGAAGAUACCAUGCAACAUGGUGAUGAUGAAGAGCGAUGGAGAGGUUGAAAUGCUUAGAGUACGCCCAAUGAUCCAGAGUAGUGAGAAUGUCACUCCCGAACAAUCUCCGGCACCGAAACCACUGGUUCCCAAGGUGAUGAUUUCCAAGGAGUGGAUGGAAAUUUUGAAUUCGUAA
Messenger RNA from Magnolia sinica, 798 nucleotides. RefSeq lists its product as uncharacterized. Gene Ontology annotation, biological process: aromatic amino acid biosynthetic process. The transcript has 4 exons. The record is from RefSeq and is a predicted model, not a curated record. The coding region runs from base 1 to 798 and encodes 265 amino acids. Lineage: Eukaryota; Viridiplantae; Streptophyta; Magnoliopsida; Magnoliales; Magnoliaceae. Gene Ontology annotation, molecular function: oxidoreductase activity; 3-dehydroquinate synthase activity.